This is a messenger RNA of Arabis nemorensis, 237 nucleotides long. NCBI's taxonomy places the organism in Eukaryota, Viridiplantae, Streptophyta, Magnoliopsida, Brassicales, Brassicaceae. The record is from the annotation of a GenBank genome assembly.
AUGGGUUGCUUCAGUUGCUUCGACGGAACUCAAAAGCAACAACGCAAGGAAGAAGAGAGACAAGCUUCCGCCGAAGCUCGUGCCAGAGCCGCCGAAGCUGCCAUGCGACGAGAAGAAGAGUUUAAGAAAUCUGCAGCUGGAAGAGCUGCUCAAGCUCAAAUACAGCAAAUGGCUAAACAAAAAGCUAAUAGUAAUACUAACAAAGGAGAACCUGUUCUUAAGUGGCAAAUGUCGUAG